AAUGCCGUUUGGGCUCUGAGGCGUUUAGAAUAAAUAAGAGACUAAAGAUGGCGACGGUGGAGGAUUCAUGGGACAAAUUCGGAUCCAAAACUUCUCUUUGGAUUACAGAGUCCAGCGGUCCAGUCGCGCAGUGAGAGCCGCGAAACCCCGCGACACCGAGCCGAGACCCGGUUCUGCUUCCGCGGCUCCGUUACAGGGCUUUUCUUCUCUCUUGCAGCAGCGGAUUUUGGACUCAGAUCGUCAGAACCGACGCCGGAUCCCGCUGAUAUGAUCCCGGACUGAACACGAACCCGAGUCCGUGUCGAACUGUUGUUUGGUUCUGGUGGAUGGAGGCCUCUGGAGGGAGUCUGUCCGUCACGGUGUCGCAGUGAUUUGGGUCGGAACCGGAUCGUGAUGUAUUUUCUGAGCGGCUGGCCGCGGAGGCUCCUCUGCCCGCUCCGGAGCAGCGAGCGGCCCUUCCUGAUCGAGCCCAGCGCGCAACGCUUCUACCUGGCGGUGCUGUCCGAGACCCAGAUCAGCAUCUGGUCCAGCCGGCCCAGCGUGUUGAUCGUCAGUUAUAUCGAGUCUGGGAAAGCGGCAGCACAGUUCGGCUUCUAUCAGCAGGUGGAAUGGAAGCCCGAUGACUCCAUGAUCGCAGUGGCGGCUGCGAACGGUUACGUCCUGCUGUUCGACAUCAUCGGAGGCUCGGAUGAGAAGUACCUGUACGAGCCCAUCUAUCCCAAGGGCAGUGCUCGUGUUAAGGUGACUCCGGGUUAUAAGGAGGAACAGUGCGCUCCAGCUCUGACCUUAGAGAUGAAGAAACCCGUAGACCUGGAGGCUCCAAUCAGCUGUCUGCAGACGCUGCAGGAGGAUCUGUUAGUGGCGACAGCAGAUGGUUAUCUGCACAUGCUGCACUGGGACAGCGUGAGUAAUGGCCGGAGAGCGGUCAACCUGUGCACCAUCCCGUUCUCCCUCGACCUGCAGUCCUCCAGAGGAGGGCCGUGUUUGGAUCUGGACGGUGUUCACAUUCGGGAUAUGGAGUAUUGCACUACGCUGGACGGGUUUGCUGUCGUGUUUGAUGACGGGCGACUGGGAUUCAUAACACCAACCGCAAACAGACUCGCCACAGAUCAGCUGCAGGGCGUUUGGGCCGCAGAUGUCUCUGAUGGCACGUGUGUCGCCGUCAACAACAAAUACAGACUCAUGGCCUUCGGAUGUGCAAGCGGGUCAGUGUUGGUGUACAUGAUUGACAGCUCCACAGGAUCCAUGCAGCUCUCUCAUAAACUGGAGUUAACCCCGAAACACUACCCAGAUAUCUGGAAUAAAACGGGGCCUGUGAAGAUGAUCCGCUGGUCUCCGGACUGCAGUGUUGCCAUGGUGACGUGGGACUGUGGCGGUCUGUCUCUGUGGAGUGUGUUUGGAGCUCAUCUCAUCUGCACACUCGGGGAGGAUUUUGCCUAUCGCUCAGACGGCACUAAGAAAGAGCCUCUGAAGAUCAGCUCUAUGGGCUGGGGUGUGGAGGGAUACCAUCUGUGGGUGAUCGGCAGCACGGACGUGACUCCUGUUCCCGACGGAGCGGAAGGAGACGAGAAACUCCAGCAGGCCGGGAUUCUGCAGUUUCAGUUCAUUAAGAGCGCGCUGACCGUCAACCCGUGCACGAGUAAUCAGGAGCAGGUGUUGCUCCACGGGGAGGAUCGUCUGUAUCUGACCUGUGGAGACCCGACUCAGGCUCACAGUGUGCCGGAUAAGAGCCCGUCGCGGGACAGUGGUGGCAGUCCACUGCGCCGGCCGUCAGCGUCCACCCCUCUCUCUCAGGGUCUCAGCACUUUACUGGGCCACAAGCACUGGCAGGUGGUUCAGAUUCACAGCACAUAUCUAGAGACAAACUGGCCCAUCAGGUUCGCAGCUAUAGACUGGUCUGGUCAGUGUGUGGCCGUAGCUGGCCGCCGUGGAAUUGCACAUUACUCCUUAUAUACCAGGAAGUGGAAACUGUUCGGUAACGUCACACAGGAGCAGAAUAUGACUGUGACGGGAGGUCUCGCGUGGUGGAACGACUUUGUCGUUGUUGCCUGUUACAAUUUCAUUGACCGGCAGGAAGAGCUGAGGUUAUACGUGCGCUCGUCUAACCUGGAUAACGCGUUUGCCAGCGUCACUAAACUUCACGCCGACACGCUGCUGCUGAACGUGUUUCGUAACGUGGUGAUUCUGUUCCGUGCCGACUGCUCCAUCUGCCUGUACAGCAUUGAGAGACGGCACGACAGUCCGAGCCCGUCGGCCAGUGUGGAGCUGCUGCAGGAGGUCUCCAUGUCCCGCUAUAUUCCUCACCCUGGUCUGGUGGUGUCUGUGACCCUCACGUCAGUACGGACAGAGACCGGCAUCACGCUCAAAGCCCCGCAGCAUGCCUGUUCGGCUGAGAGUAUCCUGUUGAAUUUGGCCGGUCAGCUGAUCAUGCUGCAGAGAGACCGAUCCGGCCCACAGGUACGAGAGAAAGACACGCCGGCCAAUCAGACGAAGCUGCUUCCCUUCUGUCCGCCGGUGGUUCUGGCUCAGUGCGUGGAGAACGUCUGGACCACCUGCCGCAGCAACCGCAAGAAACGCCACCUGAUGGAGGCGCUGUGGCUGUCGUGCGGCGAGGCGGGCAUGAAGGUGUGGCUUCCUCUGUUCCCGCGAGACCACCGCAAGCCGCACUCGUUCCUGUCGCGCCGGAUCAUGCUGCCCUUCCACAUCAACAUCUACCCGCUCACCGUGCUGUUCGAGGACGCGCUCAUCCUGGGCGCCUCCAACGAGACCGUGCUGUUCGACGGGCCCGGCUCGUCCUCGCUGGAGGCGCUCUUCCCCUUCUGCACGGUGGAGCGGACGUCCCAGAUCUACCUCCAUCACAUCCUGAGACAGCUGCUGGUGCGUAACCUGGGCGAGCAGGCGCUGAUGCUGGCGCAGUCUUGCGCGAUGCUGCCGUACUUCCCUCACGUUCUGGAGCUGAUGGUGCAUGUGGUGCUGGAGGAGGAGGCCACGUCCCGAGAGCCCAUCCCCGACCCGCUGCUGCCCACCGUCGCCAAGUUCGUGACCGAGUUCCCGCUCUUCCUGCAGACCAUCGUCCACUGCGCGCGCAAGACCGAAUACGCGCUGUGGAACUACCUGUUCGCCGCCGUGGGGAACCCCAAAGACCUGUUCGAGGAGUGUCUGAUGGCACAGGAUUUGGACACAGCUGCAUCCUACCUGAUCAUCCUGCAGAAUAUGGAGGUCCCGGCGGUCAGCCGUCAACACGCCACUCUACUCUUCAACACGGCUCUGGAACAGGGCAAAUGGGAUCUGUGUCGUCACAUGAUCCGCUUCCUCAAGGCCAUUGGUUCAGGGGAGAGCGAGACUCCGCCCAGCACACCCACCACACAGGAGCAGAGCUCCACGGGCGGCUUCGAGUUCUUCCGGAACCGCAGCAUCAGUCUGUCUCAGUCGGCCGACAGCAUCGCCGGCGGGAAGUUCAACCUGCAGAAGACCCUGAGCGUGCCAUCCGGCCCGUCCUCCAAAGGACUGCGGGAUCUGGGCUGUUUCUCCGCCCAGCUGGGCUUCGAGCUGAUUGGCUGGCUGUGUCGGGAGCGCAUGCGGGUGGCCCGGGUCGACGACUUUGUUACCGCCCUCAAAUGCCUGCAUAAAGACUUUCUGUGGCCAUUUCCUGUAAUCCCAGCAUGCUCCAUUAACUCGCCGCUAAAGAAUGGACGUUGCCGUCCAGUGUUGAGUUCUCGUUUGCUGAAGUCUCAGUCUGCGGACAGUUUGCUGAACAGUGACAUGGACACCACGCCCCCUCAGGUCACCACAGCCAAUCACAGAUGGCUGGACGGCUUGGGGGCGGUGUCAAAGGAACUGGACUCCGCCUCCUCUCACGGAGCACCGCAGACGCAGGAGGCCUUUCUCUCUCCUCUCAUUAACAAAGGAGAGGAGUACAGCAUCGGUUCAGCCACGGACCUCACUGAGACCAGCUCCAUGGUGGAUGGUGAUUGGACGAUGGUGGAUGAGAAUUUCUCCACCCUCAGUCUCAGCCAAUCAGAGCUGGAGCACAUCUCCAUGGAGCUGGCCAAUAAAGGGCCGCAUAAGAGUCAGGUGCAGCUGCGGUAUCUGCUGCACGUCUUCAUGGAGGCCGGCUGUCUGGAGUGGUGUGUGCUCUUCGGUCUGAUCUUACGAGACGCUGGUGUCAUUAAGCAGGUCGUGGGGUUUUUGGACAGUCCAGAAGUCCCAUCAGAAACGGUCCAGAGCAUCCGAGCCGGUCUGAUAGCGGUCGACCUGUGGGCCUCGUCUGAUUGUCUGGGCUACAAGCCGUUCCUGAGCCUGAUUCGUCCUCAGCUGCUGAAGCUGAUGGAGGUUCCUGUGGAGCAGGUUCAGCCCGAAGCCUUCCAGCCGGCCGGAGCGUCCAAACUGAGCGAGCCACCGCUGCUGCCCCGAGCCGAGGACGCUCGCGGGGCCGUGACGUCUGCUCACCCGCUGCCUCUGGACGGCCCCGCCGGAGCCAACGCCCGGCCCCUGGACGACACGCUGCAGGAGGAGCAGGAGGAGGAGCCGCUGGAGGAGGGAUCGUACGACUGCACCCUCUCCUGACGUGCUCGGACCUGCGUUACCUGUGUGUGUGUGUGUGUGUGUGUGUGUGUGUGUGUGUUAUUCCAGUUCGUCCAGACUGCAGUGUCGUGUGUGUUUUGCUGUGUUUUCAGCAUCCUGUGGUCAAAAGCAUCAUGUUUUGCUCUUUUCACUUUCACACUGCAAAACAUCACUUUCUUAGUUUUUUUGUCUUUUCCAGUACGAACAAACCUUCUGAAAUCAAGAUACAUUUACUGGAGAGGCAAAACCACUUGAUUUGAACUCUUGUUUUCUGAUAAAAAUAAUCAAAAU
Molecule: messenger RNA, 4854 nt
Organism: Sinocyclocheilus anshuiensis
Lineage: Eukaryota; Metazoa; Chordata; Actinopteri; Cypriniformes; Cyprinidae
Gene: ric1
Product: RIC1 homolog, RAB6A GEF complex partner 1
Exons: 26
Coding region: 394-4566 (1390 amino acids)
Biological process (GO): retrograde transport, endosome to Golgi; intracellular protein transport
Cellular component (GO): cytosol; Ric1-Rgp1 guanyl-nucleotide exchange factor complex; Golgi membrane
Molecular function (GO): protein binding
Source: RefSeq, a predicted model, not a curated record